Messenger RNA from Lotus japonicus, 1571 nucleotides. RefSeq lists its product as uncharacterized. NCBI's taxonomy places the organism in Eukaryota, Viridiplantae, Streptophyta, Magnoliopsida, Fabales, Fabaceae. The coding region runs from base 186 to 1286 and encodes 366 amino acids. Gene Ontology annotation, molecular function: oxidoreductase activity. The record is from RefSeq and is a predicted model, not a curated record. The transcript is spliced from 7 exons.
UCCACGUACCUCUUUGGUUCUCUGCGGACCAAAACACAGACACGUUCCCCUUGUCUCCAUUUCUUUGACAUGCACACACACUCUGAUUCCUCUAAUUCACUACUGCAACUACUACCACUACCAAUGCUCUGAAAUUGAAUCCAACACUGAUUCAGAUUGAGAUUCAGAAGAAGAAGAAGAAGAAGAUGCGGAUCCUCACCAACCGCGACGGAUUCAGAAAAACCACCGUCACCACCACCGCCUCCAAUUACCAUCUCAAAUCCCACAUCUCCACCUGCAGAGCCAUUCUUCUUCGCUCAUUCGGUGGUCCAGAGAAGCUCGAGCUCCACACAAAUGUUCCAGUUCCUCCUCUCAAACCGCACGAAGUCCUCGUCCGCGCUCGCGCCGUUUCCGUCAACCCUUUGGAUACCCGAAUGCGUGCUGGUUAUGGGCGUUCCAUUUUUGAGCCGCUACUGCCGGUCAUUUUGGGACGGGAUGUCAGCGGCGAGGUGGCGGCGGUCGGAGGUUCGGUACGGGCGGUGAGUGUGGGCCAGCAGGUUUUUGGGGCUCUGCAUCCUACUGCUGUGAGGGGCACUUAUGCUGACUAUGCUAUUCUCUCCCAAGAUGAAGUUACAACAAAACCAGAUUCACUUUCUCAUGUGGAAGCAAGUGCCAUUCCUUUUGCAGCACUGACAGCUUGGCGUGCUCUAAAAAGUACUGCUAGAAUUAGUGAGGGACAAAGGAUAUUAGUAGUGGGAGGUGGAGGAGCUGUAGGGCUUUCUGCAAUUCAGAUUGCAGUAGGAGCUGGUUGCCAUGUUACCACUACUUGUGGAAAACAGAGCAUUGACCGAGUGUUAGAAGCUGGUGCUGAGCAAGCUGUUGAUUAUGUUGAUGAGGAUGUUGAAUUGGCUAUAAAGGGGAAGUUCGAUGCUGUUUUGGAUACUAUUGGUGUGCCAGAGACAGAACGAAUGGGCGUUAAUUUUCUAAAACGAGGGGGGCACUACAUGACACUUCAGGGUGAGGCAGCAUCAUUGGCUGAUAGGUAUGGGUUGACUAUUGGACUUCCUGCAGCUACAGCUGUUUUAUUGAGAAAACAGAUGCUAUACCGAUUCUCUCCAGGAAUAGAGUACUCAUGGACGUACAUGAGGGCUGACUUAGAAGGUUUAACUGCGAUUCGAAAGCUAUGUGAAGCUGGGAAGAUGAAGAUACCUGUGGAGAAAACGUUUCCCAUAACACAAGUAAAAGAGGCUCAUGAGGCAAAAGACAAGAGAAUCGUUGAAGGUAAAGUGGUGCUGGAAGUUGAUUGACAUCUUCAAGCUCAUCUAGGAGUUGGUUAAACUAGACUUUCCCCACUUUUUUUUUUAUGGGUAUCCUCAUAAAUGGAUUGUUCCACAUUUAAUUGAAAAAUGGAUAGUUUUUUUUUUCUGGGUUUUUACUGUAAGAUAGAAAGUGAACUUUCUUGUAAAUUUUGAUUUAUAAUAUCCAAUCAUAAAAAUCUGUAAAUUGGUUUAAGUUUGUGUGGACCUUCACAACUGUCCUCUUUUGAAGUCAUGUCAACUUGUGAAAGGUGCAGCUGUGGCGUUAUUCCUCUA